This is a messenger RNA of Peronospora matthiolae, 1110 nucleotides long. The record is from the annotation of a GenBank genome assembly. NCBI's taxonomy places the organism in Eukaryota, Oomycota, Peronosporomycetes, Peronosporales, Peronosporaceae.
AUGGCGUCGUCGACGUUGUUCGACCGGGAGCUGCAUGCCCAGUACUUCCUCACCAACCUGCGCUCGCUGCCAGCUCCGUACUCGUCUCAGGACUCACAGCGCGUGGUCUUGGCCUUCUUUUGUAUUCACGGACUGGCGUUGCUAGGGGAAUUAGAGCGCGUGGAUCGACACCAGGUCAUUGAGUGGGUGUAUAGCCUCCAGGUGUCUCUAGACGACCACGACGUCCAUGCCAGCAACGGCGGCUUUCGAGGCGGACCCUGCAUCGGGAACGCCUCCAUCUGUCCGAACGGAUCCACGUACGACACGAGCAACGUCGCGUCCACGUUCGCGGCGCUCUGCAUCCUCCGCACACUCGGGGACGAUCUCCACCGCGUGGACAAACCCGCGAUCGUACGUGCGCUCACGUCUCUCCAGGAUGACACAACGGGAUGCUUCUCGUCCGUGAAUGAGGGAUCGGAGCAAGAUAUGCGCUUUGUUUACUGCGCAUGUGCCAUUUCCUAUAUUCUGGACGACUGGUCUGGCAUUGACUUGACGGCGAUGGUGCGCUUCAUUAACUCGUGUCUGAGUUAUGAUGGAGGCAUUGGCCUCUGUGCUGGCGCCGAGUCGCACGGGGGUGCCGUGUUCACUGCCAUUGCGUCGCUGACCUUGUCGGGGCAAUUGCCGCAGCUCAAGUGCAAGCAGUCGGAGCUCGUGCAGUGGCUCGUGUUCCGACAGCAAGACUGCGGCGGGUUCCAAGGACGGCUCAACAAGGUCCCGGACUCGUGCUACGCUUUCUGGAACGGCGCGACGCUUGCGCUGCUCCAGAAGCACGCGCUCGUGGACUCGCCGAGCUGUCGGCAGUUCAUCUACGCGUGUCAAUUCUCCUUCGGGGGCCUGUGCAAGUACCCCGAGUCAGUCCCGGACGUGAUGCAUUCGUACCUCAGUCUCGCGUGGCUCAGCAUCGCAGCACACACAGACCCCGACAGGACUCGAGGUGACGAGGAAGAGGGCGAGUACCCGCCAUUGGCACCACUAGACACGAAGCUCCAAGUGCCGUUCUUCCCAGUGCUACUGAGCGAGUCCACCGAGCCCGAGCCAAGACAGGAACGAACGACGACGCAGCAGCAGUAA